UGGGAAAAGCCUUGACCAUGAGGUUGAUCCUGUUAUUUGGUGCCCUAUUUGGGCAUAUCUACUGUCGAGAAACAUUUGUGGGAGACCAAGUUCUUGAGAUCAUCCCAAGAAAUGAAGAACAAAUUAAAAAUCUGGUGCAACUGGAGGCCGAAGAACAUCUUCAGCUUGAUUUUUGGAAACCACCCACCUUCCCAGGGGAGGUAGCCCAUAUCCGUGUUCCCUUUGUGAACAUCCAGGCAGUCAAAGUUUUCUUGGAGUCCCAGGGGAUUGCUUACUCCAUCAUGAUUGAAGAUGUUCAAGUUCUGUUGGACCAAGAAAAUGAAGAAAUGCUCAAUCAGCAAAGGGAACGCAGUGCUAACUUCAACUUUGGGGCCUACCAUACCUUGGAAGAGAUUUACCAAGAAAUGGAUAACCUCGUGGCUGAGCACCCUGGUUUAGUGAGCAAAGUGAUCAUCGGUUCUUCUUUUGAAAAUCGGCCCAUCAAGGUGCUUAAGUUCAGCACUGGAGGAGACAAACCAGCCAUCUGGCUAGACGCUGGGAUCCAUGCUCGAGAGUGGGUUACACAAGCUACUGCACUGUGGACAGCAAAUAAGAUUGUGUCUGAUUAUGGAAAAGAUCCAUCCAUCACUUCCCUUCUGGAAACCAUGGACAUCUUCCUGCUACCUGUCACAAACCCCGAUGGAUAUGCAUUUUCUCAAACCUCCAAUCGUAUGUGGCGCAAGACCCGGUCCACACUAUCUGGAAGCCUCUGUGUAGGUGUGGAUCCUAACCGGAACUGGGAUGCAAAUUUCGGAGGACCUGGAGCCAGUAGCAACCCUUGUUCUGAAUCGUACCAUGGACCCAGGGCCAACUCUGAAGUUGAAGUGCAGUCCAUAGUGGACUUCAUCAAAAGGCAUGGGAAAGUCAAAGCUUUCAUUACGCUCCACAGCUAUUCCCAACUGCUCAUGUUCCCCUAUGGAUAUAAAUGUACCAAUCCAGAAAACUUUGAUGAGCUGGAUAAAGUGGGCCAGAAGGCUGCCCAGUCUUUGAAAAGUCUGCAUGGCACUAAUUACCAAGUAGGAUCAAUCUGCUCUGUCAUUUACCAAGCCAGUGGUGGAAGCAUCGACUGGGCCUAUGAUUUUGGCAUUAAAUACUCAUUUGCCUUUGAACUGAGAGACACAGGCCGCUACGGCUUCCUUCUGCCAGCCAAGCAGAUCGUGCCCACGGCAGAAGAGACCUGGCUUGGCCUGAAGACCAUCCUGGAGCAUGUGCGAGACCACCCCUAUUAGGCAUCUGUGGAAUAGAAUAAAAAGCAGCAUUAAAAUCUCUGUGGUAUAA
Messenger RNA from Nannospalax galili (Upper Galilee mountains blind mole rat), 1317 nucleotides. RefSeq names its product carboxypeptidase A2 (gene Cpa2). Bases 18 to 1268 code for a protein of 416 amino acids. Lineage: Eukaryota; Metazoa; Chordata; Mammalia; Rodentia; Spalacidae. Gene Ontology annotation, biological process: proteolysis. Gene Ontology annotation, molecular function: metallocarboxypeptidase activity; zinc ion binding. The transcript has 11 exons. The record is from RefSeq and is a predicted model, not a curated record.